Molecule: messenger RNA, 1809 nt
Organism: Coregonus clupeaformis (lake whitefish)
Lineage: Eukaryota; Metazoa; Chordata; Actinopteri; Salmoniformes; Salmonidae
Product: phosphatidylcholine transfer protein
Exons: 6
Coding region: 48-701 (217 amino acids)
Molecular function (GO): phosphatidylcholine intramembrane carrier activity; phosphatidylcholine binding
Source: RefSeq, a predicted model, not a curated record
CGGAGUCCUAGAUCACAUGAUCCAAUGUCACAGCAGGGUUUGAAAACAUGUCGCUGCACUUUACAGAUGAGGAAUUUCUGGAGGCAUGGAAGGAAUUAGAUAAACCUCAGUUGGAGGGAGGAUGGGAGUUUUUCACAGAGACAAUGGGUGUCAAAAUCUACCGGCUGUAUGACAAGGUACAUGAAACUGGACUUUAUGAGUACAAAGUUGUUGGUGUGCUCGCCACCUGCACUCCAGAACUGUGUGCUGAUGUCUACAUGGACUUGCCCUAUCGGAAACAUUGGGAUGGAUAUGUCAAAGAGCUGCAUGAGAAGGACUAUGACGGUCGUUCAGCAAUCUACUGGGAGGUGAAAUACCCGUUUCCUCUCUCAAACAGAGACUACGUGUACGUCAGGGAGCGGAGGGACAUUGACGUGGAUGGCAGGAAGAUCUGGGUGGUCCUGGCUAAGAGCUCCCCACAGUCCCCGUUACCAGAGAAGAGUGGGGUACAGCGAGUGAAUGACUACAAGCAGACUGUGGCCAUGGAGAGUGAUGGUGCCAGUGGCACUAAAGUCUUCAUGAAUUACUUUGAUAACCCUGGUGGUAAUAUUCCAACCUGGCUUGUGAACUGGGCAGCUAAGAGCGGAGUGCCUGCCUUCCUCACAGACAUGCAGAAGGCCUGUGGCAAUUACUCAAACUACUGCCAGAAGAACAAGAAAUGAAUGCCCUUGGUGGGAAGUCGCCUCAACGCCACAAGGAUUGUGCAUUUUUCAGCCCAUCGUUCAAUAAAGUUUACACUUACGGUGUCAUCAUUUUUUUAUGAUACUUUGAGGGGCAUUUUGGAUGUUUUGGAUAUGGUUGGGGACUUAUUACGAAGUCAAUAGGUGAAAGUGGUGUUGGGGGAAAUCUGCAGCUGCAUGUGUUACUGACUGGGGCAUGUACUGUAUUUUAAAGUUGUCUAUUAGUUGUUUAAAAAAUAUAUAUUUAAUUAAAGUUAUCUGGUACUGAAUUCCUACUCCAAUGUAAAUGUUGCAUUUUGGGCUUGCCCACAGUAAGGGCUUGGAUGAGAUCUGUAUUGAUCUACCCUCUGUUUUAACGAGUGCUGUGUUUCUGUUUGACGACAAUGGCUUUUCCUUUUACUUUGCUGUUGUUUCUUAUGGUCUAAUGUACGUUCUUGUUUUUUAAAAUCCUACAUUUUUUUAAUGUAUGAUCAGUCAAUUAAUUAUAUGUAUUUUUGCACUUGUGAUUAAGCACUGAAAUCAAAUCAACUUCCAAACCUUAAUGUCUAAAGGAAAACAUACAUUGCUGUAAUUAUACUGUUCAUCAGCCUAUUAAUUAGUGAAUUUAAUUAGUGAAUUAUUAGUUUCUCAGCAGCUCUAUUGAGGAAUGAUUUCUGUACUCUACAAUGCAACAUUGUUUCUUAGGCAGGCAAGGCAGCUAUGGGAGCUGGCUGAAUCAGAAAGACUAUAUAUUUAUUUAUGUUUUGUAUUUCCCUAAUGGACAUUCUGAAUGUACAAAAUCAAAUAAAAUGUUUAUUUUUAUCAUUAAAAGUUGCCAGCACUGAUUUGUUGUGAUACUUGAAAUGUACAAGUGAAAUACUUUAAGUUAAUUAUUCAUAUUUUGAUAUUUUCUUUCAGGAUAUGAUCAUGGCAGCCUAGCUGAAAACAACAACCCAUAUCCCAUAUUGUUAUCAAGUAGCAAUCUUGGGGAACUAGGCCUAUUCCUCUUUACCAUUGUGUGGUUACAAUUAGGCCUAUAGUUCUAUGGAGGUGAUACAGUAUGUAUUACUAUCUAAUAAAUACAUGUCAAUAAAAUGACGGCUGAGAUGGA